AUGCCGUGUGCGAGCUCGAGCCACCUCUGGAGUUCUUUCCAGGGCGCCGGAACGACGGCUCCCAACGCUGCCGGGCCUCCCAAUGAGAUGGCGGAGGCGGCGUCCCAGUGGGCGCGCCAUGCCGCCUUCACGGCCUCGCGCGCGGCGCAGGCCGCGCAGUACGCGUCGCAGCAGGCGCAGAUGGCCACGAACUCGGCGCAGAAUGCGGUGGCACAGGUCAGCUACUUGAUGAAUAAUCCGGAUCUUCGAUCGGCUGCAGCCGCCGGAUUCGGCGGUGACCUUGCAGAUGGUCUGUGUGGCGCUGCACAGAUCCUCACGGUGAGACAGCUGCUCCCCGACUUUGAUGCCAAGCACAAGAGGACAUGGCACACCUUUCUUUGA
Messenger RNA from Durusdinium trenchii, 381 nucleotides. The record is from the annotation of a GenBank genome assembly. NCBI's taxonomy places the organism in Eukaryota, Dinophyceae, Suessiales, Symbiodiniaceae.